GAGGUACCCAUAAAAACUGCGCUCGGUAUCUGAAUUGCUCCUAUUAGAGCCAACUUACCUCAAGUCCUUGAUCAAUCUCACCAUGGCCACUGUCCCGUCUGCAAGUCAGUGGGGAUUCCCUACUGCAAGCAAGAGAGCACUCCUCAUACAUGGCUUAAAUUCGUCUUCGCACACGUUCCACCGUGUUGCAUCGGCUCUGGCGGCCAAAGGAUACUUGGUCGUUGCUCCAAACCUUCUUGGACAUGCUCUCAGGAAGCCUGGAGCUGAUUUUCUAGUCCAGACAUUGGCAGACGACCUCUUGCCCUACCUUCAGGCUGCUGAGUAUGAUAUCGUCAUUGGCCACUCAAUGGGCGCGCUCGCGGUAUUAUCGCUUCUCAAGUACCUGCCAAAAACUAGGCCUACUUCGGUGGUUCUCAUCGAUCCAUCUGUGGAGGUGACCGCAGAGCAGAUGGUGGAUCGGAGGGUUAACUUUGCUAGCGAUGUCAUAAAUAACCCCACCGCAGAAGAUUAUAUGGCAUUGAAUCCUCUAUGGACGAGAGACGAUGCCGUUUGGAAAGUGUUGGGGACCCAUAUUGGCAGAGACACCAACUCUGAUGAUCACAUCGACGGCAAUGUGCCAUGGUCAUUUUCGCAUUUGUUCGCCGACAGGCCUGCUGCUGCCGCAUUGACGGUUCUGAUCGCAGAUCCGCGAUUUUGUGGUGCUUUGAAGCUGGAGGCUGUUGCGAAAUUCAAGGACAUUAGAACAGUGAUUGUUCCGAAUGCCUCGCACUGGAUACAGUAUGAAUUCCCGGAAGUGAUUGUUGAAGAGGCACUAAGGAAUAUCAAAGAGUAAGAUGAUGGGCAGUAAAGACUUGCAUGAUCCCAAUACG
This is a messenger RNA of Suillus clintonianus, 869 nucleotides long. Its product is annotated as Alpha/Beta hydrolase protein. The coding region runs from base 83 to 832 and encodes 249 amino acids. The record is from RefSeq and is a predicted model, not a curated record. NCBI's taxonomy places the organism in Eukaryota, Fungi, Basidiomycota, Agaricomycetes, Boletales, Suillaceae. The transcript has 3 exons.